Molecule: messenger RNA, 1854 nt
Organism: Cryptomeria japonica (Japanese cedar)
Lineage: Eukaryota; Viridiplantae; Streptophyta; Pinopsida; Cupressales; Cupressaceae
Product: homocysteine S-methyltransferase 2
Exons: 7
Coding region: 528-1622 (364 amino acids)
Biological process (GO): S-methylmethionine cycle
Molecular function (GO): S-adenosylmethionine-homocysteine S-methyltransferase activity; zinc ion binding
Source: RefSeq, a predicted model, not a curated record
UAAUUUGAGUUGUGCGUCAUGUGAUAACUUAUCCUGCGAAUGGAUAAUCAACAAAGCAUAGUGGGUAGUACGUGCCAAUACGCAAUGCCACCUAUCCCCAAAAAGAUCACAUGGCAUCUCGACAACGGCUAUCCAAAAUUUCAAUCUCAAAUUUGAGAAAAUCGUGCCUGCUAAGCAUAGUGGCAUACGACACGAUUUUCCAUUACUGCAAAUGGGACAAGAAAGGUAAAUUGAUAUUGACAGAAUCGGCAUGGAAUAAGAAAAGGGAAGUUAAUGGAUUUACGAAUAGAACAAUCAACUGACGGGACCCUAUUUAGUAUAAGUUCCUUGUUACUGCCAUCGCCAUCUUGUUCUAUUUGAUGCGACAUCAUUUCGAUCUAAAAAAUCAACUCGGGAACCCUACCAUUGCGGGGUUUUCAAGCUGCACUGUCUCUGGCCUACUCUGUUCGGCUUAAAUUUGUUGUUUGUUGCUGCAAAUAAACAUUGGACAAUCUUUGUGUUUGGAUUUUUUAUUUUUCUGAUUUGCGAUGAAGUUUGGAAGCGGGGAUAAGUCGAAGGUGUUGGAGGAGUUUCUGCAGAAGGCAGGAGGCUUCGGUAUUAUUGAUGGAGGACUUGCCACGCAGCUGGAGAGUCAUGGAGCAGAUCUCAAUGAUCCACUCUGGAGCGCUAAAUGCCUCAUUACCACUCCUCAUCUCAUUCGCCAGGUUCAUGAAGAAUAUCUUGAAGCUGGUGCUGAGAUCAUAAUAACAGCAUCAUAUCAGGCAACCAUUCAAGGUUUUGAAUCAAAAGGUUUGUCAACCAUUGAAGGAGAAGCUCUAUUGUGUAAGAGUGUUGAGAUUGCUUGUGAAGCACGUGACAAUUUUUGGAAAAAAUGUGCACAGAAUUCAGAUGAUAGUGUUGAGUCUGCUGAAAUUCCAAAUUAUCAUCCUGUACUGGUGGCAGCUUCUGUGGGAAGUUAUGGAGCAUAUUUGGCAGAUGGCUCUGAAUACAGUGGAGAUUAUGGACCUGGAAUGACCCUUCAGAAUUUGAAAGAUUUCCAUCGAAGACGAGUGCAAGUUCUUGCAGAGUCAGGAGCUGAUUUACUAGCUUUUGAAACAAUACCUAACAAGCUAGAGGCACAGGCUUAUGUUGAAUUGCUUGAAGAAGAUGAUAUCCAAGUACCAGCUUGGUUUACUUUCAACUCCAAAGAUGGUGUGAAUGUAGUGAGUGGUGACUCAGUGACAGAAUGUGCUUCCAUUGCUGAUUCAUGUAAAAAGGUGGUUGCAAUUGGUAUCAAUUGUACAGCACCUCGUUUUAUUCACGGAUUGAUUGUUUCCAUUCAGAAGGUUACUGAGAAACCAAUACUCAUUUAUCCAAAUAGUGGAGAAACAUAUGAUGGUGACCGCAAGGAGUGGGUGGUAUCCACUGGGGUUUCUGAUGUUGAUUUUGUUUCUUAUGUACGGAAAUGGCAAGAACUUGGAGCUUCCCUUAUAGGUGGUUGUUGUAGAACAACCCCUAAUACCAUCAAAGCAAUUUCAAGGACUUUGAAUAAAAGACCUUCAUAUACACCCACUGAGAAUGCACAACAAACAUCUUUUAAGAUGUCCAAAAUCAGUUAUACACUUGGUACGGACAACCCGUAAACCAUGCAAGCAUCUUCAAGGAAAAUGAACAAAAGAUCUUUUGUAAAUUUCUCAGUAGGCGUAAUGGGCAUCUUUCAAGAUGCCUAUUAUCAGUUAAAAUUUAGUGUUAAGGUUGUUGACGAAUUGCAAAUAGCAGGUUAAGUUGUUGCCAAAGUUUUCAAUUUAAAGUUCAAUCUAAAACUGUAUUUGGCUUUCAGAUGAGAAUCUAAGUUCAAGUUACGUUUUCCCUUUA